Sycon ciliatum is the source of this 2306-nucleotide messenger RNA. RefSeq lists its product as uncharacterized. The transcript is spliced from 3 exons. NCBI's taxonomy places the organism in Eukaryota, Metazoa, Porifera, Calcarea, Leucosolenida, Sycettidae. The record is from RefSeq and is a predicted model, not a curated record. The coding region runs from base 454 to 1662 and encodes 402 amino acids.
AAUGGUCACAGAGUUUGAAAUUCCAGUUCUUGGUGAACAUUGAAGAUCUUUAGUGCCUAGUAGUGUCUGAAUGAGAGUAAGGAUUGUGAUUGUCUGAGCGUGAGUGUCACGCACGUUUAUCCGGUUCAGUACUGAAAUUGGCGUCUCUUGCUGGAGCCAAAACACAGCGCGCUCUUUGAUCGCAGCGCAUGCUAAAUUUAGAGCCGGGAGCUACGUCUCGCGUUCAGUGGUCAGUGCAGAAUAGCAGCUGUGAAGAGGCCAUCGCCCCUUGCUGCAAUCGAGUUGUGAUUUGACAACUCCGGACGUCUCAGCCAGCCAGCACACGUCAAUCGAGUGAAGACAGCUGGAUACUGAUAUCUUGCGCGCUACUGCCAAGUGUUCGUCAGUGUGGUAUCCUCGCUUGUACAGUGCAGUUGACUAGAAUAUUGACUCUCCGGGAAAGAUCGAAUCGCAAUGGCGACUUCAGGAUUUACGACGAUGCUACUCGUUAGCUUGUUGAUGGCGGUGGCGUCUGCUCUACCAACUAGCCAAUCAACGAUAACAGAGAGAUUAUUUGAGACGGAUAGAACAGCAAUUCCGUCAACGACUCAAGACUCACUAGCGUCUCAAUCAACGGCUGUGGAGUCAGCAGCAACAACAGACGACGUUGUACAGGACACCAGCCACAGCACGUCAGCGCCAGACGUUCCAGCAACCACCGAGAUGUCACUGGAGAGACGGUGCGAGGACGCGCUGCUGCCGUGGACACCCUGGACCACCAAGGCGGAAAACAUCGUGUCGGAUCACUGCGGAGUAAGACGGCGCAAUCGCAGGUUCCGCAAGACUAUCGAUGCAAACUUGGAGAGGAGCUGUGUGGAUACCCUGGAGAUCGAGCUGACCGAAUACAAAGAGGAAUGCAAAGUGCUAAGUCGCAAUGAAAAUGUCGAGGUCAUCCAGUACUACUUUGUCAACGAAGUAUUCGGCAACAACCGCCUUGCGCUGGAGGAGGAACUGUCCGGCGGCCGAAAGAAGCGAUUCCUCGACUUCGACCCACUGGAGCCAAUCAACCCCGAUAUCUUCGGACCAUGCUUCUGGGACAUGACGCAUCGUCCGGUAGAUUUCCUCAUCAUGCUGGACAAGUCCGGCAGCAUGAUCUACAAGGACUUCCGCCUGCUCCUGAGAGCCAUGAAGUUCCUGGUGGAGAAGGGCAUCCCCGAGGUCUCACAGGACGCAACACGCGUAGCCAUGAUGACAUUCGCCAACCACCCGACGACGGAGUUCGACUUCAACACCUGCAACAACAAGUCGUGCGUCGUGAAGCAGACAUACCAGUCGACAUUCGAAGGAGGCCUGACGCGCAUGGCCGCUGCACUUAACCACGCCAACAGUAUGUUCCAGGAGUCGCGGGGCAUGCGGCCUUGCAGUCGUCGAGUGGUGCUGAUGCUGACGGAUGGCUCCUCGUCCGACUACGACAAUGCCAGUCCAGUGGAGGCGGCUGACAACCUCAAGCAGAACAAGGACGUAGAGAUCUUCGUCGUUGGCAUUACGACGCUGAUCAAUGAAAUGCAGCUGCAGAGUAUAGUCACGUACCCAGUUCUCACCCAUCUCUACUACAUGCCCGACGUACGGCAGACACGGAGAGUCUUCAAGAAGAUCAAGGAGGCCAAACCCACGGAAGUUUGAAGCCCCGCACCUCCAUCCAAUGCAACACUACCAGCGUACGCAGCACACUGAACACUUUCCCCAAUCCCACUCCGCACACAUCGGGCAGCGCCCAGCCAUUAUCCCCUAAUCAAAAACAUCACCACCACCGCAGAUUGCCACCUGAGAAUUUCAAUUAUAUUCUGCACGUUCUUGCAAAAUUCAUCUUGGUCGUAAGGGAAGCUUGAGAGUAGUUCUGCAUUCACCUUAUACUUAUGAUAUGCCAACAAUCGUAUCUGCUCAGUCUAUAUCGUAAUUGCCCACAUUGAAAACAGUAAUGAAGUACUAGCUAUCGUAAAAGCUGAUUUCAGAUCAAUCCCAGUCAUUUUAGCCGACCUUGAAUAGUCUAAUGAUGAUGUAAUGUAUUAUGACGUCAUAACGAAUAGCUUGUAAUGCCUUUGUUUGCAUCCGACUCUGUUAUGCCGUAAUCCUUUAAAAACACUAAUUGCCCUGCUCCAAUGUUUUCUAUUUUUGAGCAGGAUAAAACACUGCCAGCGUUGCCCAGCACCACCCCGGUUGCACAACGCCGCCUUAGCCUGGCAUGGCACAGUAAAUUCUAAUCUAAUCCCGGAUAUAUCUUACACACUAUCACAACCGUUCUUGGUGGAAAGUAACGUUCAACCGUA